GUUACCGAUACUUAUUUCAGGAAGCUGCAAGAAUCCCCCAGUCACUGUGAAAGUGAUAGGGCUUUGGAUAUAUCGUCUGAUGCAGCGGAAGGAGGCAUAAUCCGAUUGCCUGUUUUCACUGCUGGGUUGUGGUCCACUGCCAGGAAACCCACUGGGAUGACCACUCACUAUUCCUAG
Molecule: messenger RNA, 177 nt
Organism: Aspergillus costaricaensis CBS 115574
Lineage: Eukaryota; Fungi; Ascomycota; Eurotiomycetes; Eurotiales; Aspergillaceae
Exons: 1
Source: RefSeq, a predicted model, not a curated record